UUUUUUUUUGUGUAGAUAGAAGUCAAUAAAAUUUGAAUGGCCUCAACAAGCUUUGAAAGCAGUUAUGGUACUAGAUCAAAGACCAUCGAAGUCCCAUUACAACAUGAACAGGUUUUAGAAGUCGUUUGUAAUGACUUACCUUCAAACCCUACUGAAUUAACCGACAUUUUUCGCCAAGAAUCAGUAGGCCUUCCUUAUUAUAGAAUGUUAGCUAUUGAGUAUUAUCAUCAAAAUAAAGUUGAGCAAAGUAUUCAGGUUGUUCAAGCUGCUUUAACCACUGCAAGCCAAUCACCUCAUACCCAACCACGACAGAAAUUACCACUUUUGACAUUAAUUGCUACACUUCAUAUGCGACUUGCGAGAAGAGAAACAGAUGAUACUCAACGACAAAAAUAUUUAACUGAUGCAACUCAAUACAUCAAUGAAGCCGAUCGUAUUCAUAACCAAUAUGAACCUACAUUUGUUAUAAAAGGGAAUCUUUACAUUUUACUUAGAAAGGUCGAUGAAGCAUCUCGUUCUUUCAAUAUGAUUUUAGAAAAGAGACCCAACUGCAUUCCAGCCUUAUUAGGUCGUGCAAAAAUUCAAUAUCACCUUCAGCAAUAUAAAGCUUCUCUCAUGUCCUAUCAAACAGCACUUAGAUAUUCACGCAAUAAAUUUUCAGGCUUUGAAAUCCGUUUUGGAAUCGCUCAAUGUUAUGCACAAUUAAAAAUGUAUUCAGAAGCAAAAGCUGCCUUGAAGCGCUGUAUUGAAGUUAGUUCAGCACCUAAUGCAAAUGCUUAUAUUUUACUCGCCAUUCUUGAAUUAAAUGAAUCUAAAGUUCCUCAAAAUGGUCUUGUUCAACAAGAAACCGCUUUGAGGCAUGGUCUUCAACACAUGCAACAGGCUCAUGUUGCCAACAAAAAGCAUCCUGUUGCAUUAAACAUCAUGGCAGAUCAUUUCUUUUUAACGCGUGAUUUUGAAAAGACAAUACAAGCAGCUUCAAGAGCUUUAAAGAAUUCAUCAAACAAUAUUAAUAAAGCAGAGGCUUUAUACCAAAUUGCCAGAGCUCAUCAUCAAAUGCAAGAGUUUGAAAAUGCUUACAAUUAUUAUUCUCAAGCAUUAGAAUUAAAUCCUAAACAUGUUUUGGCUCAGUUUGGCUUAGGACAAAUGCAAUUGAAAAGAGGCGAGUAUAAUGCGGCCAUUGAAAUAUUUGAAAAGCUCCAUAAAUCAGAAACAACAUCUGUUGAAGUUAUGAAAAUACUUGGUUCACUUUAUGCUCUAGUUGGCAAAAAGGAGCAAUCAUUUGCUUUAUUCAAUAAGAUUUUAGGACACGCUGAUCAUGACCCCUUAUUAGCGAUUGAAGUUGCAGAAGUGUAUGAAGAUAAAGAUAAGAAUAAUUCAUUGAAAUAUUAUAAACAGUCACUAGAUCUUUUAAAUGCCAUACCAAAAGAUGAUGAGCUUAGCCAAGAACGUAUUAGAGAAAUCAAGCCUGAAUUAUUAAAUAAUAUUGCAGUUAUGCAUCAAAAACUGGAUAAUCUUACAGAAGCAGAACAUUAUUAUGGACUUGCCCUUCAAGAAGUUGAAUUAUGUACAGGACAAGAAAAGGAAUUGAAAUUGACUAUAAGUUAUAAUUUAGCUAGAUUAUAUGAAGAACGUAUGGAAAUUGAAAAGGCUACAGCUAUUUACAGAAAGAUUAUUGAGGAUUACCCAAGCUAUACCGAUGCUCAUUUACGUUUAGGUGCAAUAGAAGAAUCUAUAGGCAAAACAUCAGAAGCGAAUGAAUAUUAUAAAGAAGUAUUUGAUACAGAUCCUUUAGAUGUUAAAGGAUGGAUUAUGAUUGGACAAUCUAAUCCUAUCGAUUCUAAACUUUAUAAACGAUCAUUUGAAAAAGUAUUAAAGGAUUGUGAUAAAAAUGAUCUUUAUACUCAUGUUGCACUUGGCAAUUAUCAUGCAAGCAUAGCAAGAGAAAUGAAAACUGAGAAAACCAAACAAAUACGUGCAGAUUCUUACAAGUUGGCAGUUAAUUUUUAUUCACAAGCCUUAAGACGUGAUCCUAUGAAUACAUAUGCAGCAAAUGGAUUAGCUAUUGUUAUUGCUGAAAUUGGCCAUAUUGAACAAGCAAGAGAUUUAUUUAAUCAAGUACGUGAAGCUAAUGUGAAUAAUCCUAAUGUCUGGGUUAAUUUAGCACAUGCAUAUGUUGAAUUAAAGCAAUAUAAACAAGCUAUUGUGAUGUAUGAAAAUGCAUUAAAGAAAUUAUAUAAUAACAAGGAUGCUAAUCUUUUAUUAUGUCUUGCAAGAGCACAAUAUAUUCUUUCCAAGCAAGACAAAGACCCAGAAACAAUGUAUGGAGCUUUAAAGAACACUGAAAAAGCAUUACAUAUCAACCCAUCUGAUAAAACAACUUAUUAUAACUUGGCACUUGUCCAGCAAUCUUAUGCACAACAAAUUUCUGAUUUGCCUCAAGAACAACGUAGUUCGCAUGAUAUCCGUAAAGCAUUAAGUUGUCUCGAAUGUGGCCAACGUACGUUCCAUAUGCUUGUGAAUGUGAAAGAACAUACAUUAUAUGAUAAAAAGAUUACAGAACAACGUGAACGUUAUGGUGAAACUUUGCGUGUUCAACUAGAUAGAAAGUUGACUGAACAAAUCAAUUUUGAACAAAGUAAAGAAGAGAAAUUAAAUAAAGCACGAAAGAAGCGUGAAGCAGAACGUGAAAGAUUAAAAAAAGCUGAAGAAGAGAAACAAAGAUUACGACAAUUAGAGAUGGAAAGAAUGGAAGAAGAACGUCGUCGACUUAUGGAAAAAGUACGUGAAGAUAACUUAUUAAUGGCAACUCAACAAUUACAAGAUGAGGAUUAUGAAGAAGAAAAGAAGAAUAAAAAGCGUUCAAGAAAGAGAAAAGAACGUGAUGAGGAUGAAGAAGGAGAAGAAGAAGAAGAAGAAGGAGGAAAAAGAAGAAGAAAUAAUGAUGAAUAUGAAGAAGAAGAAGAUGAAUAUGAAAAGCUUUUGAAUAAAAAGGAUAAAAAGCAAUAUCGUAGUAAACGUAUCAUUGAAGAUUCAGACGAAGAAGAUGCUGAUGGAUUCUAAAACUAAUUGGAUAAAUAUUAAAAUGAGAGAUUCUGUAAAAUAAGCUUGUUAAAGAAGUGUUUAUAUACAAAAUAGCUUAGUGUUAUAUAAAAAUGACUUUUAAUUACUAUUUUUUUUUUCAUUAUACAAUAAAUACAGAAUAAAUGCCUUUUGUGUGUGUGUGUGUGUGUGUGUGAGGAUGUUUGUUAUACAAU
Cokeromyces recurvatus is the source of this 3257-nucleotide messenger RNA. RefSeq lists its product as uncharacterized. NCBI's taxonomy places the organism in Eukaryota, Fungi, Mucoromycota, Mucoromycetes, Mucorales, Mucoraceae. Gene Ontology annotation, molecular function: RNA polymerase II complex binding. The record is from RefSeq and is a predicted model, not a curated record. Gene Ontology annotation, biological process: RNA processing; regulation of DNA-templated transcription. The transcript has 8 exons. The coding region runs from base 37 to 3063 and encodes 1008 amino acids. Gene Ontology annotation, cellular component: Cdc73/Paf1 complex.